AUGAUAAUAAUAAAAUUCGUUAUAGAAUUAUUUAUUUCUACAAUAUUUUUCUGUAAUUUUAUAAAUGGAUAUGCCAAAUUAUCUGAUGAAGGAGUUAUGUUAUUUGGAAAUUUGUCAGAUUCAGAAAGUUCAAAAGUUAUGAAUUAUUUAAAUGAUAUAUUAAUUCCAAGAGUACCCGGGACACAGAAUAACACAAAGGUAAAAGAAUACAUAACAUCCAAUUUUCUAAAACUUAAUUGGACAAUAGAAGAAGAUAAAUUUACAGACAUUACACCAAUUGGAGAGAUAACAUUUAAUAAUGUUAUAGUGACAAAAAAUAUUAAUGCGGCAAAAAGAUUGGUAUUAGCCGCACAUUAUGACAGUAAAUAUUUUUUACCACCUAACGAUCAAUUUGUUGGUGCCACUGAUUCUGCUUUACCCUGCGCUCUUCUAAUCGACUUGGCUAAUAGAUUUGAUGUACAUUUGAAAAGUAAUGAUUUAACACUUCAAAUAAUUUUCUUUGAUGGAGAAGAAGCAUUUGAUACAUGGACAUCAACUGAUUCAUUAUAUGGUUCAAGACAUUUAGCGGCAAAAUGGGAAUCCACAAUAGCAAACGAAACGACAUCACUUCCUUAUAAAGCAAAUUCAAUGUUAGAUGGAAUAGAGACGUUAAUUCUACUUGAUUUAUUAGGAGCAAAAAGACCAACUUUAGUAAAUUAUUUCCAAACGACAUCAUGGUUGUUUAAAGAAAUGGCAGGCAUUGAAAAAAAAUUAGGUGAAUUAAAUCUGUUGAAAAAAAUUGAUAUGACACAAAGUACUGAGGAAGUUCCAAUGUUCGACGAGGGAUCUUUAAACACCUAUCAAUCUCAUAUCGAAGAUGAUCAUGUACCGUUUUUAACAAGAGGUGUUCCUGUAUUGCACUUAAUUGCUGAUCCAUUUCCUAUUGUAUGGCAUACUUUAAGUGAUGACAUUUCAGCAAUUGAUCCAAACACAGUGCAUAAUCUGAAUUUAAUAUUUGGGGUAUUUUUAGCAGAAUAUUUUGAUAUUGGCCCAUCUGAUCCAGUACAAAGUAGUGGAAGUUCACCAAAUAGUUGA
Entrophospora candida is the source of this 1074-nucleotide messenger RNA. NCBI's taxonomy places the organism in Eukaryota, Fungi, Glomeromycota, Glomeromycetes, Entrophosporales, Entrophosporaceae. The record is from the annotation of a GenBank genome assembly.